This is a messenger RNA of Rhodotorula graminis WP1, 1328 nucleotides long. RefSeq lists its product as uncharacterized. Bases 1 to 1290 code for a protein of 429 amino acids. Gene Ontology annotation, biological process: DNA repair. The transcript has 6 exons. Lineage: Eukaryota; Fungi; Basidiomycota; Microbotryomycetes; Sporidiobolales; Sporidiobolaceae. The record is from RefSeq and is a predicted model, not a curated record. Gene Ontology annotation, cellular component: nucleus.
AUGGCCCGCUCAGUCAAGCGCCGCAACCGCGACGACGACGCCAACGACUCGGACCACACCGACUACGACUCGGGCAGGGCCGCCAAGCGCUCACAGCCCUCCAAGAAGCGCAAGUCGACUGCCUCGGCAAACUCCAAGGCCAAGCGCGCCGUCCGCCCCCGCGACUCGGACGACGACCUCGACGACGACGACGACGCGUCCGACUCGGACAACGGCGGCCACAAACCCGCAAAGGGCGAGCUCAGCGACGACGAGAAGAAGCACUACAUCCAGGCCUUUGUCCGCUACGUCCUCUUCAACGAGUCGCACAGGCGCGUCCUCAAGCGCGACGACAUCGUCAAGAACGUGUUGACCGACGGCCGCUCGAGGCACUUCAACGCCCUCCUCCCCAAGGUGCAAAAGGUGCUCAAGGACGUCCUCGGCAUGGAGCUGCACGAGCUUCGCCCUCGCGAGACCGCCUCGGGCAAGUCGCAAGGCCGAGCAUGGAUCGUCCGCUCGACCAUUCCGCAGCCGCUCCUCCGCCACGCCGCGACCCACCGCUACCCAGAGCUCGCCGCCUCGACCUCGGACGAUGCCUCGACCUCGGGCAAGAAGUCGCUGCGCGCUGAGCUCGCGGCGUGGCAGGCCGACAGCGAGCCGGUCCCGGGCGACGACGACGCCGAGGGCCUCGAGGCGGCCGUCAUGCGCGACGUCAAGCGCGAGGAAGGUGCGCUGUACGGCGUCCUCGGCGUCGUCCUCGCCCUCAUCCUCGUCAACGGCAAAGUGCUCGGCGACGACCAGCUCAUCUCGUACCUGCGCCGCCUGUCCCUCACGCCCUCGACCGUCCUCCCUCUCUCGCUCGCGUCGCCGCACCCGUCCUCGAUCACGCUCUCCGUCUUCCUCAACACGCUCGUCAAGGAGCAGUACCUCGAGCGCGCCAAGACGGCCGCGACGGGCGGGACUCAGGCGACGCAGCAGGGCGGUGCCACCGGUCGGGGCGGAGCAGGCCCGUCGAGGACCCAGCGCACCAACGCGCAGGGCGACAAGGCCGAGUCGGGCGACCCGGCCAUCGACUGGCGCUGGGGCCCGAGGGCCGACGCCGAGCUCGGCGAGGUCGGCGUCGCGCGCUUUGUCGAGCGCGUCUUCCUCGCCCAAGGUGCGACCUACGGCGACGGCGGCGACGACGGCGACGAGGGCGCCGCCGAGCGCAAGAAGAAGGGCGACAAGCUGAGGAGGGAGGUGGCGAGGGCGGCCGGCGUCAAGGUGCUCGCCGGGACCGAGACGAGGAAGGCCGCCCUCGAGCGCGACUGAGCGGGAGCGGGGCGUGCGGGCGAGCUUGUGUGCGAUCC